Molecule: messenger RNA, 3751 nt
Organism: Phascolarctos cinereus (koala)
Lineage: Eukaryota; Metazoa; Chordata; Mammalia; Diprotodontia; Phascolarctidae
Product: espin-like protein
Biological process (GO): actin filament bundle assembly
Cellular component (GO): cytoplasm
Molecular function (GO): actin filament binding
Source: RefSeq, a predicted model, not a curated record
UAGUGCCUUCCUACUCUUACUCCAGCCUAUGGGCUCUUGGGGAGCUCCCCUUCUUGACCAUCUGGCAAAUUCAGACCCAGCCCUGCUGACUGGCUUCCCCAGACCAGAAGCCUGCCUUGUUCCCCUCCCUUUAGUCCCUCCCUGCUCUUUGCCACCAUCUGUGUGACUCUUUGGAGACCUCAGCCAUCAUCACAGGCUGAUAUCCCUAGUCAUACAUUCAGAGAUCUAUUCACCAACAGAUCUAUCAGCUACAAACAAUGUUUUGUUUUUAGUAGAUUGAAGGGACAAAAGGAUGUUUAUGCAACUCUCUCUUCUGAGAGGAGUCCCGUAGGUCCAGGCUGAGAGAAUCCUCAGUACUCUGGAGCCAUCAGCCCACAAAAUAUGGAUUGAGAGCAAAAAGAAGUCUAACAGCUCCUAGCUUUUGUAUGGGUCACGGACUCUUUAAUAUUCCGGGGAAGCCCAUGGACCUCUUUUCAGAUUAAUUUUUUAAAAUGUGAAAUGGAAAGAAAUGCUCAAUUUGAGUUAGAGGUUAUUGAAAAUAGAUGUAAUCUUUUCCCAUUCAAGUUCAUUCACUUUCUGGAGUAUACAGGGCCCAGGUUAAGAAAACCCUGCCUCAGCCAGGGUUUUCUUUCCUUUCCUGUUUAGAAAAGGAGAAACUUGCAGUCAGAAAUUCCCAGUCUUGCAUUUCCCCCCAGUCCAAUGCUUUCUCUCAUUUAGAUAAAAAAUAUUGAAGUUAGAGAUUCAGAAAAUAAACUAGAAAAAGCAAAUGGAAAAGCAACAGUGGUGACUAUAGUUACAGGAAGUCAAGGGCAUCCGAGUUCAAAGGAUCACAGCUGGAUGCCACUGGACAGGGACACAAGGGACUCAGCAUGAGGUGCAUGAUCCUUUUGGGGUGUCUUAAGAAGGAUUUGAUUACCUUUGAACUGAGGCUUUAUCAGUUCUAGCCGUAAGCUUGAGCCCAGGGCUAAGUGGAGGUGCUUGUCUAGGACCCCGGUUUAAAUGCCUUUUACAAGUUCCCUUGGUGGUGUAAUGAGCGACCAGGCCCAGAGACCGUGUCCACAGCAGCAGCGAACCGGAUCCAGCCUGGCCCACUCCUACGGUCAACCAGAGUGCCCCGGAGUGGGCUGCAGCGAGCUCUCACCCUGCUCCUGUUCCUCCUUGGCUGAAGCCUCUUCUCCAUUGGCUGCUGCCCCGGUCUAUCUGCACAGCCCUGCCCGACCUACCAUUACACCACCCGGGAUAUGUAAAGGCUGAGGGUGUGCUGCCCGCGGGCCGCCGGGAGUGGGGCCAGAGGGAGACCUGCGUUCCCCUCCCCUCUGUUCUCUUCCCCGUCUUAGCUGACCGCUGGCUACUGCUGCUACCAACCAGAAGGCUGGAGGUUCUCCCACACACACAAUGCCAUGCUGGGGCCCUUCGGGGAGCUCAUGACCGAAGAAGACAUCAACCGUAUCGAACAACAAAUAGAAAACCUCCAGGUGAUGCAUAAGGCCCAGAAGCUGGAGGCGCAGCUGGAGCAGCUGGAGAUGGAGCUGCAGCAGCUGCUGCCAGUCUCCACUGCGCUGUCCAGCCACCGUUUCACGGUCAACCCCCGCCGCAUGCAGGGCCGGGCCGCUGACCUCCCCGCAUGGUGUAGCAGAAUCUCCACUCUGCUCAAGAGCAUGGCCAUACUGCUGGCCACUUUGGGGAGUCGACCGGCCCACCUGACAGAUCUGGUGACUGCUGAGACAGGGCAGCCCCUAGCCCCCGUGGCAGACUGGCAGGCAGGGUCCGUGGGCCUCGGACGCUCAUACUCCUUCAGCUGCAGCCGGGAGGAGGUGGCCCGUGAGAUCUUGGAGUGUGGCGUCUCAGUCAAGAAUCUCAAAGCCAACUAUGAGAUGCACAUGCAGAGCCAGGAGGCGGAGUACUGGUACCCACGCAAGCUCUCCUUGCCUGUGAGCGUCACCGUCUCUGAUGUCUUUAGCCGAGAGCCCAUCCUGGAGGAAGACUACGUGUCUGGAAGCAUGACUCAGCCAUGCCUGGGAGGGCGCUUGGUGGAUGGUUCUUCAGGGGCCAAUGGGUCUGAGCAUCUCCUACUGGAGCCAGCAGAGCUGUCAUCCCCUGAAGAUCCCUUAGCUAGCCUGUACCCCCCAGAGGAGCCCGGAGACGAGGUGACAAUUUUUGAGCCAGAACAGCUAGCACGAAGCCCACCCCUCUCAACCGAGCUUCGAGGCGUCCAGGACUAUAUCGACAUGCGGAAGGAGCGCAUCGUCUACCUCUUCCUGGAGCACUGGCGCAAGUGGACUUUCAGGGGCUCUGGGCGCCACACCCAGGCCCGCCUUCAAAGGUUGCUGCCCCGGGUGGUGGCAGCGGGGGCCCCAGAGCCUGAGCCCAAGCAGGUGCUGGAGAAGCCAGCCCAUCACAGCCUUGGUAAUGACCACCGGUUGCUGUAUUUCAUGAAGCAGCGGCACGUAGUAGGCAAAUUGCUGGAACACUGGCGGAGUCUAAUGCGCCACGUGCCCUCCCGGCAAUUGCGCCGCCUGAGCCGGGUGCAGGGUCUGUACUGGCCCGAGCACUUCCUGCCCCAUGUGGGUGGGGUGCCUGCCUGCUACGAUAGCCUCACCCUGGACCUCUUCAUGCUGGGCUAUUUCCAGCUGCUGGAGAUGCGCAUGAGCCGGGAGGAACGCAAGUUCCGCCACCUGCUGUGCUAUGAGAUGUUUGACCGGCUAGGCAGUCAUCCGUGGGAGCUCAUCCGCCUUUUCCACAAAGUUGUGCUGGAGGAGGUGGAGGCUGGGCGUCGGGACUGGCAGGAUGGCUUUGAGGACCUGAAGAGGGCAUUCUUUGGAGACAGCCCAGAGCCCCCUGCUGAGGAGCCUCUGUCCCAGCUGCAGGCACCAGCCCCUGUACCUCAACCUCCACCUCCCCCUCUACCACCACCACUGCCCCAGGCUGAGCCCACACUUAGCCCUGGGCCACCAGCCCCUCCACUGGCUCCAACAGAGCCCUUCAAUCGGGCUGACUCUUUACAGCUGGUAGCAGAGAUGGGAGAGUUUAGCAACGAGGACAUCUGUCGCUACAUCGACCGAAGCUUCUCAUUCUGGAAGGAGAAGGAAGCCGAGUUGUUCGACAUUUGAGCAGUAGCAGUGGAGAAAGAGAAAAAUCAAGUCGGCUGUCCAUUGGGAAUGGUGGAAUCCACCCUGGCAUCUACCUACAACUUCCAGCGCUAUAGAAAUGGGAACUGGAUGUGUGAGAGCGGGGCUAGGCCAUUUGCCCUGGAAUUCGAAGCCCAGCUUAGGCUAAUGCUGAAUAUAGUUGGGCCAUUCUGGCCAUAAUCGCGAGGGCCUUUAUGUUGAGGGACAGGCUGCUGCUGUGGUGUCUUUAGGAGGCUGGGACAGGGCAAGGCUGUAAAGCUGCCUCAAGUUCUCCUCUGAGCUUUGGCCAAGGUAGCUCCCCAGGGCAGUCAUGGGGCUUGGGAGUAGAUCCUCUCUAAUGGAUGAUUCUCUACAAAGCUAAGAGGAUGCUCUCUUUAGGACCUAGUCUCAUUGUCCACUCUGCAGCCCUGGAACCACUAAGGAAGCAGACCUGUCUAGCUCCUGCCAACUAGUUGGGACUCCACUAUGGUUUUGCAACUAGUUCCUGCCUUCUCCCCGAGAUUGGGAACUGGGGAAGUUCUAAGCCCCGACUUGGCCAGAGAGCCUGGGGCUGGGGGGAACUGAGUUGUGUGCAGUGUGAUGUGUGCAGAUUACCUCUCCCUUGUUACACAGAAUAAUAAAGA